AUGACGAUCGGUCUCGACGACUCGGCGAUACAUAACUCAUUGUGGAAUCGGGGGGCCAGCAAGUCUAAGGCGUCGGACUUCCUAGAAGCCUCGCAAGACGAUCACAUACUUCUAUCCGACCCCAUACAGAGCGACCUAAAAGUCCGCUUUCCAAUUCUAUUGCUUGAAGGUCAAGGGUUUGCUGCGGGAACAAAUAUUUACACGGCAGAGAAUCAAACCGCUGUGGCUGGAAGUUGCAUGGUCAAUCUUCUCCAACGACUAACCGAUCCCUACAAUGAGAUCGUCCCCAAGGGAGAACCCAAGAAGAUCGGACCUCUCGCCUUUUCCGUAUGUACGCAGGGAACCUUGAUCGAAUUUUAUGUCCACUACUCAGUGGAGGAGGAGAACAUUACCCACUACCACAUGAAGCUCUUGAUGGUAGUUCACGCAUCCUUUCCCAACGGGGUACGCAAGUUCCUUCUCAUGGUGGAAAAGUUUUUCAGCUGGUGA
Molecule: messenger RNA, 489 nt
Organism: Cladophialophora bantiana CBS 173.52
Lineage: Eukaryota; Fungi; Ascomycota; Eurotiomycetes; Chaetothyriales; Herpotrichiellaceae
Exons: 1
Coding region: 1-489 (162 amino acids)
Source: RefSeq, a predicted model, not a curated record